AGCAACAGCCACGAUUGUGGACACGAGCGUCUCUUGUCUGCGCAUGCGCCCGCUAAGCGGCCUGCUUCUAUUUAUGUGGGGGAUCCAACAUGGCGGUUGCAGCUACCCGGGCGAUGGCGGUAGAGCCGAUCAGAACAUAGUAGCGGGGAAGGGGGAACGGUCUGCACACACGGUGGAGUCGGAAGAGACGGCUGAGCGUGGUGGAGGGAAGAGAAACGACGGAGAGAAAAAGGAAGGACGGGCAGGCAAACAACUCGGUGUAGAACCGAGCGCCGGCUCCAUCGAAAGCACAGGGCCAGAACAGUGGGGAUGGCGGAGCCGCGCAGAGUAGCGUUUAUUAGCCUGUCACCCGUGAGGCGGCGCGAGGUCGACUACCCGAUGGCAGAACGCGAACCCGAGUACCCCCGCGAGCCUCCCCGGCUGGAGCCGCAGCCCUACCGCGAGCCGGCCCGGGCGGAGCAGGCAGCCCCGCGGGAGGCCGCCUCCCGGUCGGACGCGCAGCCCCCGGCUCGGGAGAAGCCGCUCUCCCAGCGCGAGGUCAGCCGCGUGGAGCCUCCUAUGUCGCUGCAGCGCGAGCCCCCGCGGCCCGAGCCGCCGCCGCCGCCGCUCCCGCAGCUGCACUUGCAGCCGCCCCCGCCGCGGGACUCAGCCUCCCGGGCCGAGCAGCAGCGGAGACCGCCGAGGGAGACAGUGCGCCUGGAGCUGGUGCUCAAGGAUCCCACCGACGAAAGCUGUGUGGAGUUCAGUUACCCGGAGCUGCUGCUGUGCGGAGAACAACGGAAAAAGCCCAGUCAUACAGAAGAUCCAUUUAAUGAUGAGCAUAAGGAGAGGCAAGAAGUGGAGAUGUUGGCUAAGAAGUUUGAAAUGAAAUAUGGUGGGAAACCCCGUAAACAUCGGAAGGAUCGCCUGCAAGAUUUAAUUGACAUUGGCUUUGGCUAUGAUGAGACAGAUCCAUUUAUUGAUAACUCAGAGGCUUAUGAUGAAUUAGUUCCUGCUUCUUUAACAACAAAAUAUGGAGGCUUUUAUAUCAACACGGGCACUCUACAAUUUCGCCAAGCUUCAGAUACUGAAGAGGAAGAUAUUACAGACAACCAGAAGCACAAGCCACCCAAAGUUUCCAAAAUAAAAGAAGAUGAUAUUGAGAUAAAGAAGCGGAAGCGGAAAGAGGAGGGGGAAAAGGAGAAGAAGCCAAGGAAAAAAGUACCUAAACAACUAGGAGUUGUGGCUCUAAAUUCACACAAGUCUGAAAAAAAGAAGAAACGUUAUAAAGACUCUCUUUCUCUAGCUGCAAUGAUCCGAAAAUUUCAGAAAGAGAAGGAUGCAUUAAAGAAGAAGGAGUCAAACCCCAAAGUCCCAGUGACCUUAUCAGCUUCCUCUCUGAAUAAAUGUCCCUCUGCUGCUGUAGCAUUUGGAAAUGAUGUCUCUGACUUAAAUCUGAACAGUGCUGAUCCAGACCUCCCCAUUUUUGUUAGCACAAAUGAACAUGAACUAUUUCAGGAAGCUGAAAAUGCCCUAGAGAUGCUAGAUGACUUUGACUUUGACAGAUUAUUGGAUGCUGCUUCUGAUGGUAGCCCCUUGUCUGAGUCAGGGGGAGAAAAUGGAAACACUACUCAGCCAACUUACACCUCUCAGAUUAUCCCCAAGCUGGUACCUAUGCUCCCAGAGGGUCUACCUGUACUUCUUGAAAAACGUAUCGAAGACCUCCGCAUAGCUGCCAAAGUUUUUGAUGAAGAAGGAAGGAAAAAAUUCUUUACACAGGAUAUGAAUAAUAUUCUUCUGGACAUUGAGUUACAGCUACAGGAAUUAGGCCCUGUUAUGCGUAGUGGUGUCUAUUCCCAUCUUGAAGCUUUUGUGCCAUGUAAUAAAGAAACGCUGGUAAAACGUCUAAAGAAGUUACAUCUCAAUGUCCAGGAUGAUCGUUUGAGAGAACCUCUGCAAAAACUGAAACUGGCUGUUAGCAAUGUUAUGCCUGAACAACUGUUUAAAUACCAGGAGGACUGCCAAGCUCGAAGUCAAGCAAAGUGUGCCAAGUUGCAAACAGAUGAAGAACGAGAAAAGAAUGGAUCUGAGGAAGAUGAUGAUGAAAAACCAGGGAAACGUGUCAUAGGACCAAGAAAGAAAUUCCACUGGAAUGACACCAUUAGAACUUUGUUAUGCAACCUUGUUGAAAUCAAAUUGGGAUGCUAUGAGUUAGAGCCAAAUAAAAGCCAGUCUGCUGAGGAUUAUCUUAAAUCCUUUAUGGAGACAGAGGUGAAACCAUUAUGGCCUAAGGGCUGGAUGCAGGCAAGAAUGCUUUUUAAGGAAAGUCGGAGUGUUCAUAAUCAUCUUACUUCUGCUCUGGCAAAGAAAAAGGUGAUUCCUGCACCUAAACCCAAAGUAAAGGAGUGUAGUCCAAAAAAGGAACAGAAAAUUCCUGCAUCCUUGGUGGCUUCAGUUGGUGGUCCCUCAACGAGUUCCAACACAUCUGCUAUUGCCUCAACCAGUUCUAGUUCCACACCAGCCCAAGAAACCAUCUGCCUUGAUGACUCACUAGAUGAAGACCUUUCUUUCCAUUCAUCUUCACUGGAUCUUGUUUCUGAAGCUUUAGCUGUUAUCAACAAUGGGAACAAAGGCCCCCCAAUUGGAUCAAGGAUAAGCAUGCCAACUGCAAAACCUCGUCCAGGACUGAGAGAAGAAAAAUUAGCAAGUAUUAUGAGUAAGCUGCCACUGGCUACUCCCAAAAAACUAGAUUCUACUCAGACUGCACAUUCAUCAAGUCUUAUUGCUGGCCACACAGGGCCAGUACCAAAGAAACCGCAGGAUUUAGCUCAUACUGGCAUCUCUUCAGGCCUUAUUGCUGGUUCUUCAAUUCAGAACCCUAAAGUUUCCUUAGAACCUUUGCCAGCCAGGCUACUUCAGCAAGGACUGCAGAGGUCAAGCCAGAUUCAUACUUCCUCUUCACAGACCCAUGUCUCCUCUUCUUCCCAAGCCCAAGUUGCUGCCUCCUCUCAUGCUCUGGGAACAUCAGAGACCCAGGAUGCUUCUUCGUUAACACAAGUAACAAAGGUGCACCAGCAUUCAGCUGUCCAGCAAAACUAUGUGUCUCCAUUACAGGCAACCAUUAGUAAGUCACAGACCAACCCAGUGGUGAAAUUAAGUAAUAAUCCCCAACUUUCCUGUUCAUCCCCGCUUAUUAAGACUUCAGAUAAGCCACUUAUGUACCGCCUUCCUUUAUCUACUCCCUCAUCUGGAAAUGGUUCUCAAGGGUCCCAUCCCCUGGUUUCUAGGACAGUACCUAGCACCACUACCUCCAGUAACUAUUUAGCCAAGGCUAUGGUGUCACAAAUCUCCACGCAGGGUUUCAAAUCUCCUUUCUCAAUGGCUGCAUCCCCAAAACUUGCCACCUCUCCGAAACCUGCCACAUCUCCUAAACCCUUGCCCUCACCUAAGCCUUCUGCCUCACCUAAGCCCUCACUGUCAGCUAAACCUUCAGUAUCGACUAAAGUUAUUUCUAAAUCGAACCCAACCCCCAAGCCCACUGUAUCUCCAAAUUCUUCCAGUCCAAAUGCACUAGUAGCCCAGAGUAGCCACUCCAGUAGUAACAACCCAGUCCAUAAACAGUCCAGUGGAAUAAACAUCAGCAGACAGUCUCCCACCUUGAAUUUAUUGCCAUCUAAUCGCACCUCAGGCCUUCCAUCUACAAAAAGUCUUCAGGCCUCUUCAAAGCUAACAAACUCAUCAUCCACUGGAACUGUUGGGAAGAAUAGCUUGAGUGGAAUUGCAGUGAAUGUACCUGCCAGCAGAGGUAGCAACCUUAACUCAAACGGAGCUAAUAGGACUAAUCUAUCUGGGGGAUCAGGAAGUGGAACACAGGGUGCUACUAAACCGUUGUCUACUCCACAUAGACCAUCCUCUGCCUCAGGGUCUUCAGUGGUAACAGCCAGUGUGCAGUCCACAGCAGGAGCAUCAUUAUUGGCUAAUGCCUCACCUCUGACUCUCAUGACAUCACCUUUGUCUGUAACAAAUCAAAAUGUGACUCCUUUUGGGAUGCUGGGUGGCCUUGUUCCAGUGACCAUGCCCUUCCAGUUUCCCUUGGAGCUACUUGGCUUUGGAACGGACACAGCUGGAGUGACAACCACCUCGGGAUCUACCUCAGCCGCUUUCCACCAUAGCCUAACUCAGAAUUUACUAAAGGGUUUACAGCCAGGAGCUCAGCAUGCAGCAACACUUUCCCACUCACCACUGCCUACACAUUUACAGCAAACAUUUAACGAUGGAGGCCAAAGUAAAGGGGACACUAAAUUACCACGGAAAUCUCAGUGACUUCCCAGCAAGCAAAGGAGAUGAAACAUUUAAUUGGUUGAUGGAGUCUACCUGAUGGGAAAGUACUUAUGUGGUCACAGGGCUGCUGUUUCUGUCGAUGUUUACAUUCUCUCGUCCCAAGCACUGUGGUGAAGAGAAAAAAGAAAAGAAAACAUUACUUGAUCAAAGCCAGGUGCAGGAGGAAGAAAUGCUUUUGUGCAAAGUUAGUGACCUUUGGUCUCUUCUAAAGAAAGACAAAGUUACCAUGUUAACUGACUUAAAAGAGACUCAGUUGUCAAACCCACAGAAGUACAAAUUUGAUUUUUCCCAGGGGAGGGAAAAAGAAGUUGAGAGGAUUUGGGUAAACUCCAUCCAUCCUGGGGGUUGGAUCUGAACACUCAUAGACAUAACUGCAUAAAAUAAAAGUCAGUAUAUCUGGAAUUAGGCCAGUUUGUCAGGAGUAAUAAUCAUGCCUGUGUAUGUGGACUAUACAGCAAAUAAUCAGUUUGCCACAAAAAAAAUUAAUGACCCUAUGUCUGAUACAGACAGUAUCUGAGUAACUACUGUAUCCUCAAAAAUCCUGACCAGACUUGAACCUUCUCCAGCAUGUAGCAACUUCCCGUGUAGAACAGUGGACUAAAGAUGCUGUCAGAAAGUUAUUAGCCCAGUGAUAUAUAUUAUUAUAUCAUCUAGGUUUUUUUUAAAGUCAGGAAGUUGAGGCUGUUGCUCUUAAGAAACAAAAUCUAAAUGUUCCCUUUUUGUAAAAGGGUCAAUUUCAUCUUCCAUUCAGAAGCAGGUACUUAGCUCUUUUCUUCAGGUGAUUUGUGCAUCUGGUAUUGAUUAGAUUAAUUCUUAUUUCCUUUCUUGAUGUUUAAAUGUGACUGUGUUCACAUUUUUUUUCUUGAGAAAUGGGGAUCCUUUGAGAUAUGGCUGCUGCUUUGGUGCUCUUAGCCCUUGCAGGCCUACCAACAUGAACUGUAGUUUUUCCCUAAAUUCACCUCAGUUCACAAUUUCUAUUCUUUUAGCUAGUGGUAUUUCAGGGGAUUAUUAGCUAAUAUGAACAGGGAAGUAUGUGCACUACAUAUACUUCUUCACUGGUCAUUCUGAAUAGCAUAUAUUUUUUUGAAUUUUGAAGAUGGUAUUUUAAAGGAAGAAAUUACAUUAGGGUCAUUAAGUAUAAAGGAUUGAUUUUUUAUAACAAUCACAGCAUAGUAUUUUUACUCCCUAUAUCCAGUGUAGUGAAGUUGAUGUGGAGUAUUUGGGAUCUUAAAGCUUUUCUAAUAUUUACUCAGAGUGUUGGUAUGAGUAAACUUGCAGCCAGUAAGACUCCUUAGUUAUUACAGCUCCCUUAUGCAAAUAGCAUAUUCAACGAAGGAUGUUAAGAGAGAAAUUUAUGGUUCUGUUUGAAUACACUUUGAUUUUCUCAUCUCAUUGUUUUAUUCCAUCACCUCCCCCACCCCCCCAUUUAGACUUUUGAAUGUUUUCAAACUGUACCCAUAAGAAUGGUAUAAACUCUUUACUUGUCCGUGUGUAACAGGCUAAUCUAAAAAGCAAACAAACAAACAAAAAUCUAUUCAGCAUCAGGUAGUGGGUAGUAGUCUAUUACUAGCAGCUAGAUUCUCUGCAUUUGUUUUCAUUACACAUCACCCUAUACCAUUAACUUUAUUUAAAUUAAAGUAUUUAACAGGUCCUUUUCCUUUUAUAAACGAAAAUCCCCGAAAGCCUAUAGGACUGUGAAUAAAUUACCACAGAGCUGAUUCAGAUCUGUACACAUGUAUUUUGCUUUCAGAGCCACAUUGGCUUGUUUCAAUAGCAAAAAAAGUUAAUGAAUAACUGAAAAUUUUAGUUCCAAGAACUUGUUACAAUAAGGGGAAAGGAUUACUUCAUGAGUCAUUAAUAUAAUUUCUUGCUUCUAAGAAUUUAGUUUACCAGUAAAACAAACAAGAGUGAUGUAUCAUCCAACUCCAGUGGAUAGUUUGGAAGGAUAUUGGGAUGUUUCAGAGGGGUUUGACUUGAGCAUGUUUGGUUGAGGUGUUUUUUUUUUUUUUUUUUGGUUUUUUAGUUAGGGAAGCUUACCCAAUUCUUGGUUUAUUCCAAGGUAGGGGACAUCUUGUUUUUAAUCUAAUUUGUUAAAAACAAAAAGAGAGAAAGGAAAAAAAUGUCUGCUAAUACUAUCUGGUUAAGUGAUAGGAGUUUUUCUUUGGGAAGAUAACUUGUUUUACUUCCCGUACCAAAAAGGAAGUCAGGUCUUUCAGAGUGCAUAUUAAUGUCUCUUUCUGCUCUUAAUUAUGCAUGUAUGCAUGUGUGUGCUUAUAUAUACACACACAGACAUAUAUAAAACUUCUUACUGGUUUAAAUCAAAGAAUAAUAAUAAUUUCUCAAGUCCGUUAAUUCUGAAUCAUGCCAUAUGAAGAUCUCUGAUGACUCUUCUUUGUCAUCAUUAAAAAAGAACAGGAUUAUGAAUUUUUUUUCUCCAGUAUCAUUUUGUACUAACCAGUAAAAAUAUCUGAAGACCCUUGGCUCUGGUAAGUCCAUAUGUUUGGAGACUGUAUUUUAUUCUCUUCAGUCUUGAUUCCUUAAGGACUGUUAUCACAUCCCCACCUCACUCCCCCCACCCCCACAUUUUCACUACCAACUUAUAUCCAUUUCAGUCAAGUCCACCUUUUUAUGUUGUACAAAUGAGUGAAACAUCCUUGUAUUUCUGUACAGAUAAUGUUCAGAGAGUUCCUACAUGUAAAUACAGACCUAUUUCUUUUCUAGAUCAUAACAUUGAAAAUGGUGUCCAUACUUUAUGGUCACCUCUCUAUAGUUUUUCUUAGUAAAAAACCAAACAUAUAAAUUGGUUAUUUUUAGCAUAGAGACUUACUUUUGACUCAUACUGUAUUUUUGCACUUAAUCAAAUUAUGUUAUUUUUUAAAAUAAUGAGUAAUUGGAGAGGAUAUAGAACAAUGUGUAUUUCUGAAGAGUGUUAGCAACAUCCCAAUGCAAAAAUAAUCAGCACACUUAAUUAUGUCCCAUUCAGCGGGACUCUUGAUUCAGGAAGACUAAACUGUUUUCAACUGUCUUAUAUUUUAAAUUGCCUUCACUGAUCUAUAAGCUGUUACUGUACAUACAAGUUACUCCUCAGUAUUCACAAGCAAUAAUGGUCAGCAGAGUUGUCUCCAAAGACAAUAGUGCUGAGCCUGCGGUUGGAGACUGUUUGGGAGCAAGGUGUCAAGCUCAUUCAGAGCCUCCAAGAUAAAUGCUAGCAAUAAUUUCCAUUAUAAGUCAAUUAUAAUUCUUUUCUCAUAUGCUUCUGCAAUCAGAGGGUUAAAAAAAUCAUGAUUUUUAAAUAGCCUGAAGAAAAAAAAGUUUUGGGAAAAGAAGUGAGUUUAAUCACAAGUGACAAAAUCCUGAUCUCAUUUUCAGUAAGUCAGAGAUUGUGUUAGUACAUUCUUUCAUGCCCACCACCCCUUUGAUGGAUGUUGUUAGCCCAAAUUACGUUUUUAUAUCAUCAAAGUUGACUAGGGUUUAUUGUAUCACCAAGGUAAGGGGAAGAACCAGGCACAUUGUUUGAAUACUGUGGGUUUGACACCUGUUUGGAAACAACUUAUUGGAAAUGACUUUUAACCCAAGAUAUGUUUUUUUUCCCAAAGCAGGUCUAAAUUGUUUACUACCCAGGGUUGGGAAGGGCAGAGACGUCUAGUCUUUCUCCUCUGGUUCCCUUUAGCGUUCCCCUUUCCACCUCUACUUGGUUCAAGAUGUUUUCUGAAAGGAAAAUUCUACUGUUAUUCAAACUGCCAUUGAUUGAGAACUCUAUAUCCCUUGGGAUCCUCUUAAAACUCAAAUUAUCUAUCAUAUUUGCUGCUACGUUUGUAAAAGAACUUUGCCUGUAUUGGUCGACUUUAAUUUACAGUUCAUUUGUAGUGGGAGUUAGCAUAUAAUUUGACCCAUGUAUAGAAUUAGGAUACUUUAUUUUAGGAGUGUACCAUAAAAGCACACUGGUCCCUGUAUUGUUUUUAUCCUUUAGGUUUUGAAUUUGUGUUUGCUUGUUUGUUUGUUUUCGUUUCGUUUUAAAAGUCGGAAAUAGAAAAAUGAGAAAAACCUAUAAUCAGGCCAAACUCAAGAACUUUCCAUGUGCUUCAGCACUAAAUUUCUGCUGACCUUAUGUUCUGAAAAGGGGCACUUUUAUUUUCUGUUGUGUGUAUAUGAUUGUUUUUUGUUUGUUUUGGGUGGUGGUUUUUAUUUUGUGUUGGGGUGUUUUGUUUUUGUAAUAAGCAGAAGAAAAAUGCAGUAGUAGGUAAAUGACUGAAUACAAACAUGUUAUGCAAUUUUAUUUUAUAAAAUUUUAAGGGGAAAAGUUUAGCUCUUUGUAAAUUAUUUCUUAGCUCUGGUAAAAUGCUUAUAUUACUCCUCUAAAACAUGCUCUGUUCAGGCCUUUGUCUUUGUUAAGUGCCUUUUUUUUUUUUUUUCUUUUCCCCACUCUUUUGGAACUGUUCUCAGAUAUUCUAAAGUACAGGCUGAUAAGUCAGGGAUGCAGGAGGAAGAAUCUCAAACUUGCCAAGGUCAUGUAAUGCUGUAACACUCUUCCUUUUCUUUAUAUGUGUAUGGAUAUAUGUGUAAAAUACAUACAUACAUAUAUAUAUGUAAUAUAUAUAAAAACCUAGUAGCUGCUAUACCAUGCAUCUUUCCAAGCACUCCCUUUCCCUAAUGUUUGCAAAACUUCUGCCUUGUUUAUUCCAUUGCUUUUAGUAGAUUAAAAUGGGCGGUUGGAAAAUCGUCUUUUCACAAGAUGCUAUCUUCCCCCCUUUGAAUAUCUGUUGCAGAAGUUGACAAAAAUAUAUAAUAAGUUGGCUAUUAUAAGUAAAAUAAAUUUAGUAAACUCAUGGACUAUUCCUGGAUGUAACCCACUGCUCUGUGCCCUUCAGACUUCUGAUGAAGUAAUCCAGGAGAAAGCAUUGGAAUAACAAGAGUAUUUUGUGGUCAGGUUGAUAAGGUUCACUAUGGCAGGUAAGACUAAAGAGACAGGGGAGG
Molecule: messenger RNA, 9294 nt
Organism: Choloepus didactylus (southern two-toed sloth)
Lineage: Eukaryota; Metazoa; Chordata; Mammalia; Pilosa; Megalonychidae
Gene: UBN2
Product: ubinuclein 2
Exons: 17
Coding region: 310-4302 (1330 amino acids)
Cellular component (GO): nucleus
Source: RefSeq, a predicted model, not a curated record